CCAUGUCGGCCAUGUCUGCGGGCGGCGGAGCGCAGCGGGACGCGGGGGCCGCGGGCGGGCGCCGCAGCAAGUGGGACCAGCCCGGCCCCGCUCCCACCUUCCUGCUGCCCGGCACGGCGCCGUUGCCCGGGCGGCCGUUCGCCGGCGGGGGCGGCGAUGGCGGCGCCGCCGUGGCCGGUUCCGAGGGCUCCGCGGCGCCCUCGGGAGCGCUGGAUGCGGCCGCGGCCGUGGCGGCGAAGAUCAACGCCAUGCUGAUGGCCAAGGGGAAGCUGAAGCCGGCGCCCAGCACGGCCGACAAGCUCUGGUGACACCCUGUGCUGAGGGAACCACUUAACCAGGGAAUCAACCUGCAUUUGGGAUUGGCAGUUUUGUUGCACAUUGGUUUUAUUAUUUAAUACAGUAACAAAUAUAUCAUUAGAACAUGCUAUGGUUUUAUUGCACACGUUGCUGUCGGUAGGAAGUGCUCAGUGGUGGCAUUUCCCAGAGUGAUUAAACUCUGGUGACACUUCAGGUUGGGAGGGGGUGGAAAUUAAGGAGCUGCAGAUUAACGAAUGUACUUUUUUUAAUAAAAAAGUGGAAGGAGUGGAGCAAUUUAAUGUCUGUACAGUUUAAUGGCUG
Corapipo altera (White-ruffed manakin) is the source of this 618-nucleotide messenger RNA. RefSeq names its product KH homology domain-containing protein 4-like. The record is from RefSeq and is a predicted model, not a curated record. Bases 3 to 308 code for a protein of 101 amino acids. NCBI's taxonomy places the organism in Eukaryota, Metazoa, Chordata, Aves, Passeriformes, Pipridae. The transcript has 3 exons.